UACAGUCAAAAAGCAUUUAGCAAAAGGCCUACAAGUCUUAAUCGAACCAACCAUAUACGGUACAAUGCUGAGCAUCUGAACUCAAGGCUAAUAAUAAUACCAAUAAUAAUAAUGAAAUAAAUUAUAAAAUCUAGGUUACAAAGUGCUUCAUAGAGGUGACAAAAUAAAAUAAUCAGGUAAAAAAAAAAAAACAGAUAAAACAAGUACAAAACCAAAACAGCUGUACACCAAUACAGAGUAUUUUUUUAAAAGGACAUAAAAGACAAUUCAAAGGAAAUUAAAAAUAGUUUUAAGAAGGGAUUUAAAGGAAGUCACUGACUCAGCCAACCUGAUUUCCUUGGGCAGAUCGCCACAGGGCCCUGACUGCAAAUACUCUGUCCCCUUUAUUUUUCAACCGGGCCUUUGAAACAGACAAAAGACCUCUGCCUGAGAAUCUCAAACACCAGCGCAUGCGGUACUAAGAGGUCAAGAUAUAACUAGGAGAGAGGCAUAGAAGUAAUCAAUGAAAUAUUUUAUAAAAUCUAUUCUAAAACAUACUGGGAGCUAGUGUAGAGAGGCUAAAAUAGGAGUGAUGUGAUCAUGUCUCUUGUUUGGUUCAGGAGCUUGGCAGCUUAUCAAUACUAGCAACAAGUCUGGCUACAUUGUUGCAUAAUGUCUGUAAAAUGCUUGCAACUGAAAUUAGACUGUUUCAUGUCAUCUAUUUAUACGUCUGUGUAUUCCGUGAGAAGAGAAACAGAAAGAGAAAAAGACUAAGGGCAAAUGGAGAAGUAUGGUAUUUCUCCAUUUUGGGUUUCCAUCGUACCCUUCUUCACCAUGUGAUUUAAACCAGUGGAAAGGAUCACUCAGAAAAGAUGAAAAUAGUGUGGUAGUCAUUUAACGCUUUAGCUUGUCUUGUUGCCAUGUGAAUUAGUUAUGGUACAGCUGAUUUACAGUGUAAAUCUCCUCAAGUCAUCUUUAAGCAUCAGCGUCCGGGUGAGUGCGUUACAACCACACUCUAAGAUGAACCGCUCCUAAUCUUUGUCUCUCAUCUCAUCUCAUCUCAUCUCAUCUCACCUCCAACAUAGCUCGGCCUUACCGGUUACCACACUUUAAUUUCAUUUUUGGGGGGGGGGAACAAAAAAACAAAAAACACCUCCCAAUAUCAGCAUGAGACAUAUUCCAAAGAUUUAAGUUCCUGUUUAUAUAGCAACUGCCACAACAUCCUGUUGUUAAUUAAAACUCUGCAAUGCCAGAUGCCUUCUCUUGCCACCUGCUGUGCCACUCUCCCAUGAGAGCUAAUGUACUGUGACAAACCCUAUUUUUCCAAUCAAUAACCAGAACCUAAACCUGUCAGCUUUCUGCCGACAAGCACGCACCACUUUCUAAUCACACAUUAUUGUUAUCAUUUUUUUCCUGAGGAGGUGUACUUCGAAGCCAUUUUGUUCCACCAGUAAGCUGCUAAGCGACACAGGAAGUGGUGGUGCUUCUCACAACCCCCUUCUCGGUACAUGCAACUAAACUAAAGCCGAACGAAAUGGUUAUAAAUAACUUCCUCUUUGCCGCUUAAGAGGGGUGUACAGUGUGACGGCAGCUGGUUACAGAGCAGGUCUCUCUUCGUCCUGGAUGCUUUUGUGUGAAUAAACAAAAUAAGAAGAUGGUGUACUAAACGUCACAAAGAUUGGCGACGCCACCAUGGAUCAGAACGUGUCUUUGGCGAGCAGCAGGUCCGCGGACCUGGCUCCGGCGGAGUACCGAACAGCCGGUCUGGUCUUCUACUGCUUCCUCUUCGUCAUCGGCUUCACCGUCAACAUCACGGCCCUGUGGGUGUUUGCCCUGACAACCAAGAAGAGAACCUCGGUCACCAUCCACAUGAUCAACGUGGCCGUGGUGGAUCUGUUCUUCAUCCUGCUCCUGCCCUUCCGUAUGGUCUACUACUCUUGGGACUACUGGCCAUUCGGCGACAUGUUCUGCCGAGUCAGCGCCGCGUUGACCGUCUUCUACCCGUGCAUGGCCCUGUGGGUGUUUGCGCUAAUAAGCGCCGACCGCUACAUUGCUAUCGUGCAGCCGCGGCACAGCCGAGAGCUGAAGAGCACGCCCAAGGCGAUGGUGUCGUGCGCCUGCGUCUGGGUGAUGACGCUGGGCUGCACGGCUCCGCUGCUCUUCACCGACGACGACCCGGACGCGGUCCCCGGGCGCAACUUCACCACGUGCCUGAAGAUGCGUGACAUCGUGCACCUGCGCCGCGACAACCCUAUCAACUUCGCCCGGCUCAUCUUCUUCUUCAUCGUGCCCAUGUGCAUCAUGGUGGGCUGCUACGCCGUCAUCGUGGACAACCUCAUGCACGGACGCACGUCCAAGCUCAAGCCCAAGGUCAAGCAGAAGUCCAUCCGCAUCAUCGUCACGCUCAUCAUCCAGGUGCUGGUGUGCUUCGUGCCCUACCACGUCUGCUUCGUCUUCCUCCUCCUGUCGCCCGACACCGGCGAGGCCUACAGCAGCUGGGGCGCCUUCACCACGCUCCUGAUGAGCCUGAGCACCGUGCUGGACAUCGUCCUCUAUUACAUCGUCUCCAAGCAGUUCCAGGACCGCGUCAUCAGCGUCGUCCUCUACCGGAACUACUUGCGCAGCGUGCGGAGGAAGAGUGUGCGCACCAGCAGCGUGCGCUCGCUCAGUAACCUCACCAGCGCCAUGAUCUGAGCCGGGGGCGUACCGGGUCCGCAGACUGGACGAGCGCCCGAAAACAAACGACUCGGUCUGACUCAAGCCUCAUUGUUCCGAGGGCUCAGGGAGAUGUAGACACAAUGGUCUCAGCUGGGCACUUUUGGGAUGAAUGGGAUGGAUGACCGUAGAGGGGAUGGGCAUCGAAACACAAAUAACCCAGUCAGAGCCAAGUUUCGUCAUUACCAGCAAUGGUAGAGAGGGUGCUAUAGACACCCAAUAUGACAAAAUGAGGAUGAAAUGUUAAGGUGAAAGGCGUGAAAAUGCUGAACAGAAGCUUGAAAGACUAAUGUCUUCUGAAGAUCAAACUGACCAUAGCAUGGAGAUUAAGCUAUUCUUGUGAGCCAUGGUUUGUGUUUUUGUGUGUGUAUAUGUGUGUGUGUAUGUGUGUGUGCGUUGUGACUCUUCUCACAACAGUGCUAACAGAACUUCUACUUUGAGGCUGAACUUAGUCAGCAAAGCGAGAACAAACUGCCUGUGCAAUGUAAGGUAUAACUUUGAUUUGUGGGUGCAGACAGGAGAGAAAGAAAAAGGUUGCAGUUGUGGCUAUGAGAAAGAGUGGGGUAUUGACCAGAUGAAAGAGACACUUUUCAGAGACACACAUUUAUUUUAUCCCAUUACUGUCACUUGUACCCUUGCACGCGUAAGAUACCACUUUUAUCAUCAUGGGUCUUGGAGGAGUGGCCAACAGAGGUGUAGUACUCACAGAAACCUAGAGGGGUCAGAGUGCUGUGAGAAUGUUUGGAUCAGGAUGAGGUAAAUAUCAAGGUGCGGAGAAUCCAGCAACGAUUGUGGUUUAAAAAGUUCAAGAUUUGAAGAAUGUUGUGUUGCUGGAUUUCUUUUUUCUCCACAUCUAGGGUUAGGCACAAACAUGCAAGGAGUUGGUAAAUCACAGAAGUGGCACCUGAGCAGUGAGACGAGACCUUAGUCUGACCAACAUGCGUCUUAAGAAAGACAUUACCUUUGUUUGAAGACAUUCAGUGGAUCUAGGUAUACUUGUCUUCAUCUGAAAACAGACCCCAAAAACAUUCAUUUCAAGGAUAAAAAUAAAAAGACAUGAUCCUAAAAUAAAGCAAAAACAUUAUUACAAUGCAAAUUAACCUACAUAAGUCAUAGAAACAGUCAGUUCUUCAGCCAACAUACCAACUUAACAACCUCAUUUUUGGCAGCUGGACUCCCACUUUAAGGCACUUUAAUUCUUAAGUGUGUGUUACAUUGUUGUUCAAACCAUUUUUGCAUAAAUAAAAUACACAACCAUGUUUCAAUCUGUAAUCUAUAAUGAACUAUCAUCUUUCUACACGAAAUGAUCAUGACAAGUCACUUGAUUUCUUUUUGGUAAUUUGUACAUUUAAUGUGGUUGUUUUUGUAGAUUACAAGUGUAGUUUGUAAGGCUGCGUUACACUAUUGGGCAACAUGGGCUGCAGUCAAGGACCUUGGCCACUAGGGGGAUCCGGAAAGAGUAGAUUACUUUGAAUUUUGAACGGGUUUUAUGGUGUUUUUUUUUAUUUUUUAUAAUUAACUUUUUGUAACUUCCAGUUUCCCACUCAACAAUGAAUCGUCAGGGUGUCAAUGAGGGUCGUGUUUGUAGGUUAGUCACUUCACAGCGAUGUCAAUUAGAAAAUAUGAUAGUGGUGCUAACCAGAGCAAACAAGCCGAAUAAAAACAGCAGAGACAAGAAGAAACUCUCAGCAAAUUUCCCAAGUUUACGUCCUUGUUGAAAAAAAAAACUUAGGACCACAACGGUACUCCUAAGUGGGUAUGCCAUUACUCCACACCCUCCAUUCACUGCCUCUUUGUAAAAUCUUGACUGGUUAACAUUUUUUGAAAAUCUUUGCCGCUGAUUGCAGUGCCCAGGGGAAUCCCGCUGACAUUUCUUUCAAAGCAUCAAUUUUUAUGAUGACAAUUAGAAAGAAAACCACUAAAUUAUGUAUUCUAAUAAAUUCCUGCUUUGUUGUCGAUCACAGUAACUUGUAAUGGCAAGUUCCUUUUCAUCCAGGGGGAGGCGCUGUUGCUCAGGACACGUUUCAUCAUUCUCUGCUGACCAGUUCUCACCACAACCAGCAGAUGGCAGCACUCCACAACAGGCACUUAGAAUUCCCAUGCCCUGGCAGACCUAUUCAGCAAGCCUACCCACCUGCCACCACCACAACUACUUUACCAUGACUACAAUGUGACAGCUGAUUAAACAAAUUAAAUCAAAGCAUCAAAAUACA
This is a messenger RNA of Clupea harengus (Atlantic herring), 4907 nucleotides long. It is a transcript of the gene gpr18, whose product is annotated as G protein-coupled receptor 18. Gene Ontology annotation, biological process: positive regulation of Rho protein signal transduction; phospholipase C-activating G protein-coupled receptor signaling pathway. The record is from RefSeq and is a predicted model, not a curated record. NCBI's taxonomy places the organism in Eukaryota, Metazoa, Chordata, Actinopteri, Clupeiformes, Clupeidae. Gene Ontology annotation, molecular function: G protein-coupled receptor activity. Gene Ontology annotation, cellular component: plasma membrane.